Messenger RNA from Anneissia japonica, 2634 nucleotides. RefSeq names its product stathmin domain-containing protein 1-like. Gene Ontology annotation, cellular component: cytoplasm; neuron projection. The record is from RefSeq and is a predicted model, not a curated record. Lineage: Eukaryota; Metazoa; Echinodermata; Crinoidea; Comatulida; Comatulidae. Gene Ontology annotation, biological process: neuron projection development; microtubule depolymerization; regulation of microtubule polymerization or depolymerization. Gene Ontology annotation, molecular function: tubulin binding. The transcript has 3 exons. Bases 260 to 1216 code for a protein of 318 amino acids.
AGAGCGAGCAGAAAAGAAGAUUACUAAACAAGAUAACACAAUCGAAUGGUGGGCCAGUCGGCAAAGUGAACGGGACAAGACAAGCCAGAUACUCUAGCGUGUUACAUCAAUUAACUUAAGUUUCAAUUUGAAGUUAAUUAACUUUACUCGUCAAAACUUUUGAACAGAAGAUACAUUGUGAUUUAAUACCUAUUUUUUGUGAUUUAGUCUUCUAUAAAUAGCGAACCACGUCAGUAUAAUACUAGACCAUAAAGAUAUUAUGGGUUGCAAUACUUCCAAGGUAGCUGUACAACCACAUUCUAGCGAUGCCUGGUCUAACAAGCCCCCGUCCGCAUCCAAGAAGGGCCGUCCAAACUCAAAUUUAGUCCGUGUUAAGCCUAAAACGAAAGCCGAUGCUGAUGUUACUCAAGACAAGAUACCUCAAACCGAGAUCAUUAUGCGUAAAGACAGUAUACGGUCUAAGGGCUCUAUGCAUGACAACACGACGGGUAACAACAGAGGUAUAUCGUCUGCAACCAGCAAAAUGUCCACCCACACGUCCGACAGCGGACUUGAAGCCGACUACGCUCAUGUAAUCACAGAAAAUUGCGACCCACAUCUUAUAAAUGCAGUUGAAGAAGACAACAGGCCACCCACACCAGAAUUAGUUGUCAGUGGUAAACAAAUCGAAUCGAGAAAGCGCAGUGGUGGUAAGAAUCGGCGGGCGCAGGAAAGUGCAGAUAUUCUUGCCGAACUUCAGAGCCAAGGGAUUGUCACUAGACCAGCAUCACGUCUUGGGAAUGGAAUGGCAUUCGAAAUUUCAUUAGAUCCUAAUAAUGAAUUCCUAAAGGCACAGCGACCACCUCCUAGGCUGGCUAAAUUGAAAAAGAGGAAGAAGAAGUCAAAGAAAACAAAGGAAGAAAUCGAUGCUAAAAUAAAGGCUGCGGAGGAGCGACGAAAGAAAAAGGAGUCUGAGAUGAUCGAACGGUUGAACACAAGUAAAAAGGAAAUGCAAGUGCAAACCACUUUGGAUGAAUCUGAACGAUCUCAAAAGAAACAUGUUGAAAUUAAAAUGAGUAACGCAUUGGACAAGGCAGCAGAAAACAGAAAAGCCAAGAUGGAGGCAUUGAAGGAGAGAUUGAAAGAGAAACAGCGACACGCUGAGAAGGUUCGACUGGCUAAACUUGAACGAAUGAAAGAGGACAGUAACGAAACAGAGCCUACCUCUGAGGUUUGAAAACGCUAAGCAAGUUGAUGCGAAAUCGAUUAUGUUGCUAAUGACGUUUUUGUUACAUCAAAAUCAUCUGUUGCAAUAUCAAACGGUAUCCUCAAAUUAAUUAGCAAACACCUGCAGUAUUAUAAAUGAUGGUCACGACAGAGGUAACAAAUUACCCUUUACCCUGGUGCUAAAGAAGAUAACCAAUCAUGAAAAUGCUCUUAGCAACGUUUUCAUGUGUAAUAUCUGUAACAGUCUUGCUAAAGUAACCACUAAAAUGGUUAGAAUACGGGAAAGAUAACCUAAAAAUGUCAUCAGUGUUUGGUCCUAGGCCUAUUUUUAGAAAGGAAGUCAAUGACGGUAUCUCGUUCUCGAAUAUCUAUGGUGCUGAUUGGUGAUGAAUGCCUGUUGCUAAUUGAGUGGAUUCAGCACUAAUUUUCUAAUUAGGACUAGUUUAAUUAUUUAUGUAAAGGAAUUUAACUAUGUUCAUUCGCCGAAUGAAUGUAAAAAAAUCAGUUCUUCCGAAAAUGUAAACCAAUCAACUUCCAUAGAACAUACUUUCCCAUUAUUCAACACCGCCAUCAAUAUUACUAUGCCCACCUAGGUUGAGGAAAUGUGCGCUUCCCUUAAGAUAAGGUGGUGAAAGAUAUAAAUAAAUAUUUUGUGCUAAUGAAUGCAUUAGUCUAGCUAGUAUAUUUAAUUGAAUUGAAUGUAAGUUUCAGAUAUCGGGCUGGUUCCCGAUUGAAUAUCAAAUAUUGCGCCGGAUACGCAAACGUGUUGAUGGGGUGGUGCGUUUGUUGAUUACUACACUGUGCCACCGAUUACUACCAAUCUGUUUAAUAUCUUCUUUGAUAAAUUCUGAUUGAAAUUGUAUAGUGACAUUUUAUAUUUAAAAUCAUAUUUUCAAAAGUGUAUACCUUUUUGUCUUUAAUGUUAUUGAUUUAAAAAGAAGAAAAUGUCCAUGAUUUUAAUUUUUUUAUGCAAAAAGUUUUUUGUAUCCCAAGCACAGUAACACUUGCAAGUCAGUUUGUGUUUUGUUUUUUGUUUUUUACUUUAUUUGUCCACAUUCUGUCUACAUCACUCAUCCUGUAUAUUUGGCUGGUAAUAUGUAAAUUUUUAGCUAAAUUUUAAUGUAUCAAAUUCAUUAAAACUUAAAAAUUUAUAUUUUCCAAACAUUAGCCGAUAAGAUAGAGCACUUCCAUCAGAAUGAUACGUAUUUUCCAGAUUUUGGGUUAAAGAAUCUUGAGCAACGCAAAAUAAUAAUGCAUGUCUGGAUGUAUUUUGUAUGUUUUAAACGGUGCUCUUUCUAUCAAAAUUGCUGAGAGGGCUACACUAUAUAAAUUAAGGAUUUUUCUUUUUUUAAUUUGUGUCGUAUUUUGGUGUGAACACAUUUACUAUGUCAGAGAUGGAAUGAAUAAAAUACAAACAUUUUAAAAUUA